AUGGCUAUUAUAGAUCAAGAAAAAGAGCAGGCAAACCAAGCUCGAGAUGUGCGACCUUUUCAUGAAACGGCUGCUUCCCGUUUAGCACACACUCUUGACGCCUUCCAUGCCUACUUCAAGAAAUGGAGUUGCACCAAGCUGAGUCAGAUUUACGACUUUGGCUUCAAAGUCGACGAAACGAAGUGA
Messenger RNA from Penicillium waksmanii, 186 nucleotides. RefSeq lists its product as uncharacterized. Bases 1 to 186 code for a protein of 61 amino acids. The transcript has a single exon. The record is from RefSeq and is a predicted model, not a curated record. Lineage: Eukaryota; Fungi; Ascomycota; Eurotiomycetes; Eurotiales; Aspergillaceae.